UCUACAUCCGAACCAAAUUCCCUCCUUCCGUCGUCUCUCCCUCGUUUUCUUCCCCCAUUCUCUCUCUCUGCUCCCGCUUUUUUUUCUCUCUACACCCAAAUCAGAUCUCCCCCAACUCCUCAAUCCAAUUUAAUUCUAACCAUAUCCCAUUCCUUCCCUUGAAUAAUUCUUAUUCUGUUAUCUACCUCUAAUUUUCUUCACUUUUGCUUUGCUCCAAACCCUCAAAGAAACCUCAAAAAUCGACUCUUGAAAUUGAAGAUAAAAGGGAAAUUCUGGCCAGUCUUUGAGCUUUGAAAAAAGAUAAAAUUGUGCAACAGAAGCAAUCACAGAAGCAGAUUAUGAAUAAACAGUUGUCGUUCACUUCUAUGAAGCCGCCGUUUGGAGGAGGAGGAGACAGUGACUACCGCCACUUCUCAUCCUCGGCCGCCACCGAUUAUGGUCGUCCACUGCCUAGUCAAGAACCUGAUGAAGUCAUCGUCGCAAAGACCCCUCCUCCACUAAAGCGGAAGAAUGGAAUGGGAGACUGUGAAGUAGGAUUCACGGAGCAGAACUUAGGUCCUGGAUGUGUUGGUCUCAUUAAUUCUGCGCUUCAGACACCAGUGUCAGGAAAAACUGGAAUGGCCCAAAAAGUUCGAAGGACGGCAAAGGCUAAUAAAGCUAGAUUGCAAACUCCGGUGGCAAAUAUUGGUUCCUCUCCAGGGAAUAUUCUCAUUCCACUGGGCCCAUGUCGUUAUGAUAACUCCCUCGGUCUCUUGACAAAGAAGUUCAUUAACCUGAUCAAACAUGCAGAAGAUGGUAUUCUUGAUUUAAAUAAAGCUGCCGAUACAUUAGAGGUGCAGAAGAGGCGUAUAUAUGAUAUAACAAAUGUUCUCGAAGGCAUUGGUCUUAUAGAAAAGAAACUCAAGAACAGAAUCCAGUGGAAGGGUGCAGAUGUCUCACGACCAGGGGAAGUUGACGUGAGUCUUAAUAGCCUACAGGCAGAAGUAGAAAACUUGAACAUGGAGGAGCACAAAUUCGAUGAACGAAUAAGUGAAAUGCAGGCAAAGUUGAGGAGCCUAAGUGAAGAUGAAAACAAUCAAAUGUGGCUCUUUGUCACUGAAGAAGAUAUCAAGAACUUACCUUGCUUUCAGAAUGAAACUCUUAUAGCAAUUAAAGCUCCACAUGGCACUACUUUGGAAGUUCCAUACCCUGAUGAGGCCAUUGAUUAUCCACAGAUGAGAUAUAGAAUAGUUCUUCGGAGCACCAUGGGCCCCAUAGAUGUUUACCUUGUCAGCCAAUUUGAGGAAAAGUUUGAGGAGAUAAAUGCGUCUGAAGUGGAAGCAAGCAUUCCUUCAACAUCAGGUGCCGAUGAGAACGCUACUGCACUACCAGCAACUGAGGAGAGCAGAGGAAAUGAAGUUGAUUUGCAAGGAAUAGAAGCUCAAAGAUUAUGCUCAGAUAUGAACACAUCACAGGAUUUUGUGAGUGGAAUCAUGAAGAUUGUGCCUGAUGUUGAUAACGAUACAGACUAUUGGCUAUUGUCAGAUGUUGAUGUGAGCAUCACAGAUAUGUGGAGGAUAGAAUCUGAGGUUGACUGGAAUAGCUUGGAUACCAUUCAUGAAGGCUAUGGUAUGGCUAAUGUCAGUGUGCCAAGACCCCAAACUCCAGUGCCUAGUACAACUGCAAUGCCUUUUGUAGCCAGCACCUCAGGGAGUUAAAUGAGACAGGGUAAUGAUCCUGAAUAAAGACACUGGGCUCAUUGCUCUUUGUAAGAUAUUGAAAACUGAGAUCCCAAAAUAGUGCCUCAACAGGAUCAUUUUCUUGGGUUACCUUCCAAAUGUUCUUUUGUGAGCAAGAAGUGCCGGAGAAUAGAGGGACAGGGUCUUUUUUACGGUGUUUGUUUAAAUAAUUUCUGUAAUAGAAAUAAACGAAUAGCUGCUGACAGAAUUUAGGCUCUGUAUAUUUUUAAAUUUGUUGCACUGUAGUAAACAUCAUGACAAAUAGAUAGCUGUCUAUCGUAAAAUAUUAGUCUAGAUUACACGUAAUAUGUUAUGGUGGAUUGAAAUUCAGCAAAUUUUAGAAGUUUCACAUCAUGCUAAUUCUGUGAUAUACAAUAUUUUAUUUCUCCAUU
This is a messenger RNA of Olea europaea var. sylvestris, 2110 nucleotides long. RefSeq names its product transcription factor E2FB-like. Gene Ontology annotation, biological process: regulation of transcription by RNA polymerase II. The record is from RefSeq and is a predicted model, not a curated record. Gene Ontology annotation, molecular function: protein dimerization activity; DNA-binding transcription factor activity, RNA polymerase II-specific; RNA polymerase II cis-regulatory region sequence-specific DNA binding. Lineage: Eukaryota; Viridiplantae; Streptophyta; Magnoliopsida; Lamiales; Oleaceae. The transcript has 14 exons. The coding region runs from base 339 to 1697 and encodes 452 amino acids. Gene Ontology annotation, cellular component: RNA polymerase II transcription regulator complex.